This is a messenger RNA of Podarcis raffonei (Aeolian wall lizard), 2530 nucleotides long. It is a transcript of the gene FNDC7, whose product is annotated as fibronectin type III domain containing 7. The transcript is spliced from 11 exons. Bases 103 to 2427 code for a protein of 774 amino acids. The record is from RefSeq and is a predicted model, not a curated record. Lineage: Eukaryota; Metazoa; Chordata; Lepidosauria; Squamata; Lacertidae. Gene Ontology annotation, molecular function: protein binding.
GUGUAUACUUUUGCAGGUUUCACUGUAUCCGUUUACGAUGUGACGUCAAGAAGUGUUUAUCUCCAAUGGCCCAAAUUCCCUGGAGCCUUUUCAUACAGAGCCAUGGCAACCCCUCUGAACACAGUGGGACACUCCUCGUCAGCCCGUUUCAGUGAUGUCACACUUGUAGGUGCUCUUGCAUCUCUAGCUCCCAACACAAUCCACACUGUGAAAGUGGACGCCAUAGACAAGAAUGGAGUUAUACUGGCUGAGGCUCAGACUAUGCAGUUAACGGCUCCUGAGAUUCCGACUAUUGAACAAGCUUAUUCAAAAUUGAGUAACAGUAUCACAGUGGAAUGGGCAUCUGUCGCGGGGGCUUCAAGUUACCUGCUGACAGCACAGGAUGGAGAAUCAUUCAUUGAAACAGUAGUCACAAACUCACCAGGCACUGUGACUGGGCUGAAGGCUGCUACACUGUAUAAAAUCACAAUCCGAUCUAUAAACACUGGAGGAAGAAGCCAGCCUUCACCUUCAAAGAAAGCAAAGACAGUGCUCGCUGCACCAAUCCUGACAGCAAGUUCCCAAAGUUAUGACAACAUUGUUGUGAGUUGGAGAGCUGUAUAUAUGGCUGUUGGAUUCUUUGUGUCUAUCAUGAGAUCUGAUGGUUUGGGGAGCAUGUUGAAAGAAAACACCACAAACAACUCCCUGAUAUUUUCCAGUCUAGACCCAGGAACUCUCUAUACUAUCAAGGCACAUGCUUGGGAUGCCAAUGGGAUACCUGGAGAUGACUUCACCUACAACCAAAGAACAAGGCCUCAUGCACCAGGAGAUGUUCAAGUAGUUUUUGACAGUGGAGCAUUGAGAGCUGCUGUUUCGUUCACGCUAGCAGAAGGUGCUUCCAGUUACCUCAUUGCAGCCCACAGUGGCACCUCCAGAGUAAACUGCAGUACAAUGUCCAGUUCCUGCACUAUUCCAUCCGUUGAGUGUGGGGUAGAGUAUUCCCUGUCUGUUGUAGCAAGCAAUGAGGCUGGUUCCAGCACACCUACAGAGGCUGUGACUUUCAGGACUGUCCCUUGUGCUCCAGAAAGUAUAAUAAUUGAAGAGGAUGAGCCAGGCUACAUGGCAGUGUCAUGGUCAGAUGUUGACCUGGGUGAUUAUUAUGUGGUCUUUGUGAAAAGCGAUGAUGGCUUGGAGGUGCACUGCAACACAUCACAUACCCAGUGUCACUUCCAGUCAGACUGCGGCUUCACCUAUUUUAUUAGUGUCUUUGCCUAUAACAAGGCAGGGCAGAGUCCAUUAGGUGACAUAUUUAACUAUACCACAGCACCUUGCUGCCCCAGUGAUGUUAACCCAGUGUUCAUUUCCAGUGAUACAGUUCAGAUUGUUUGGUCUCCUGUCCGUGGUGCUGAAAUGUAUGAAACCAAAGCUGUGGAUUGGACCAACGAAUUGCUAUGCAAUGAUACUGCGACAGUUUGCACCCUUUCUGCACUCCAGUGUAACACCCAGUACAAUAUAACUGUUUAUUCAUUCAGUGAAAUUAGAGGCAGCAAUACAUCAUGCACAUCUAAACACGUGGCAACAGCUCCAUGUAGUCCGGAAAUAAUAAGUGUCUCAAAGGAUGCUCUUUCUGUAAUUAGUGUGCACUGGCAUGCCAAUAAUGAUGAAGCGAUGUACACAGUCACUGCCAAAGGAGAGGCAGGAAUUUGGCAUUGUGCAAGCUCGGGAAAUUCAUGCACCAUCCAUAAUCUUCCAUGUGGGUCACUGUUCUCUGUCAGCACUGUAGCAAGCACAGAAGCAGGUCACAGCUUGCCUAGUUACAGUGUGCCUUUGGAGACAGCACCUUGCUGCCCAGUGGAUCUCACAGUAACUCAAGUGACACAGUCUGUAACAAACAUCAGCUGGUCUACUGGGACCGGCGCAAAGACGUACAUAGCAAUUCUGGAAUCGCACAAAGGACGUGCCAGGUGUCACACACUCCAAAACUAUUGCCUCUUGGGAUGCAUUACAUGUGGAACCAACUACAGUGUGUCUAUCAAAGCGAUCAGUGAAACAGGCUUAACAUCAGAUUGCAUAUACAAUGGAUUUUCUUCUAGUGCUUGCUGCCCUUCUGGGGUUAAGCUAUAUAGACUGGGCAACAAUGGCAUACGAAUAUAUUGGCGGACAUCUAAAGGUUCAGUCAACUAUAGUACAGAUCUUUAUGGCUCAAAAGGAAAUUUCACCUGUACACCAAACACAGACCUGACUUAUUGUGAUAUUACCGAGAUACCCUGUGGCGAUGUCUACACAGUUGUGGUGUCACCUGUAACUGAUAGCGAGGGAUCAAAACCUGCAUUUUGUCCUAAGAAGAUAUAUUCAGUGACAUGCUCCGGAAGUUCAGUAGGAAUGGUGAUUUACAGAGGAAAGCGAAGUUCAGAACACUACCAGGUACUACAGGAAAAGAGAGAAUGAACCAAGGAGGUAAGAUUUAUCAGAGUAUUAUUUCAGUCAGUUUUGUGUUUGGACUGAGAUUUAAUACUAUUGUUGUGGCUUUCAGUUCCUUGGCUAAUAUAAC